AUGCCCAAGAAGUGUACAGCUAUAACCAAGGGGCUGCUGCACUUUGAUGAUUUCAACUAUCAGCUGCUGAAGUGUGAUGGGAAAGACUGGCAGGCCUGGAGUCCCAGCUCUGGCAAUGAUGCUACCAACAUUGGCAGCUGCCAGCAGGACUGGUAUGAAUUUGAUGGACGGUGCUACAAGCCCAUGGAUGAACGCUUGUCCUGGGACGAAUCUGAGGACAAGUGUGUCAAAAUGUUUAAUGGACACCUGACUUCUGUUCGAUCAGUACGACAGUUACAGUGGCUAACUGAGAAAAUGUCUAACAAAGGAUUUUGGAUUG
Molecule: messenger RNA, 319 nt
Organism: Candidula unifasciata
Lineage: Eukaryota; Metazoa; Mollusca; Gastropoda; Stylommatophora; Geomitridae
Source: the annotation of a GenBank genome assembly